AUGCCUCCCAAGAAGAAGACCGGCAAGCAAGCCACCGAUGCAGCAGAUAAGAAAAAAGCUACCAGCAACAUGCUGGGACAGUGCGAGCUGGCCAGGCAGAAGCUAGAGGCUGCUAAGGCCCAAGGCGACCAGGGGGACCCCAGCCUAGUAGAGGACCUUGAGAGGAAGGUAGCAUUCCUAGCGGAAUACGAGGCUCUGCCUCUCCGUGACAAGAAAAAGGAUGCAAUGCUGCAAAGCUGGUCCCAGGAUAAGAGCCUAAAGUCCUGGGCCGAGAUGCACUGCAACUAUACCCAAGACAAGGGCACCGAGUCCCGGGAUCGCUCGAACUACGGCACCAAGCAACUUCGGAAACAUAUGUACGAAGUUGCGGCUAUGCUGAAGCUGGACGUGAAGGACCCAGCUCAAAAGCGUAUCCUCGAGGAGACCUUGAAGGACAUGGAUUCCGACUCCGACUGGGACGAGUCCAACCCCUUGGAGAUGGCCAUGAAAAAGCAGAAGCUUCGUCGUUACACUUGGACAAAACAUGAAGGCACAGAACACACCAUGGGUUCCAAGGAGAGCACGUCUGUCGUCGUGAGCAAGGAUGUGACGAAGCACGUGGCGCAGGCAGGUUUGAAGAUGAUCACAGAAGGAGCAUCCUCGGCGACCGGCACCACCCCCAGCGUGAAGAUCGAGCAUGUGUGGGUGCUUCCGGCGGAGAACCUGCUGAAGGACCUCAACACCUUGUUGGCCAAGCUCAAGGGCUACACGAGUGCUUUUAAAAAGUCGCGAGUGCAGCUUAAGGCAUCCCCGAAGGCAGCGGAAGCUCCUGACUUGAGCGGCCCCAUCCAAAAGCUGGACGAGCUGGAGCAUGCUAUCUUGGAGUUGACAAUGAAGGAUCCGAAGAAGAUGGACGAGAACGAGUGCAAGACUUACGUGGAGCAGUGCCAGAGCACGUUGCAAUCGGGGAACCUGGUGAAGGACAUGUCUGAAGAAAUGAAGAAGAAGUGUAAUGGUCUGCUCAGGACGAACUCUAGCAGCUCGAUUAAGUAG
Symbiodinium sp. CCMP2592 is the source of this 1032-nucleotide messenger RNA. NCBI's taxonomy places the organism in Eukaryota, Dinophyceae, Suessiales, Symbiodiniaceae. The record is from the annotation of a GenBank genome assembly.